UCACCUUUCUUUUGAUCGCAGCAUUAGCAAGCAGCUAGCUCCUAUGCUAAGUUGAUCUGUAGUUAUGUUGUAGUGAGUGUGUCCGCGUCGCUACCACAAUGUCAAAACAACAUGGCGGAAAUCUGAAGCAGGAGACUCUAUUUUCAUUUGAACUUAUAGUGGAAUACAUUCAAGUUGACAGCGACAAUACUGUUUCUGACGCGCUAGCUGUUGGAGUACGACUGUUGGACUUCCCAACGCUGCUCAUUUAUCCUCCUGAUCUGAGAGGUGAUGACGCGACCCAGCACCAACAGAACAACCACCAUGCCAUAGGAGGGCUAUAUUCAUUUAACAGAGGCAAGUCAUGUUUCUUCCAAAUGAAUCUGGACACUCUGCAUACGCAACUCUCAAACACUCCUCUCUAUUUGAUGAUUCUGGAUGUGAAAGAAGAUAUACCCAAAUUAGUUGGGACCUCCCUCAUCUCACUGGCUAAAAUCAUGGACCGAAUCAGACAAGAUGCCAACGACCAUGGUGUUUCUACGUGCUCCUCAUAUGGUGAAAGGGGACUUGUGUGCAUAAACAACCUUGCAGAGGAGACUGUUGGAUCCAUAUCUUUGAGUUUUAAACUAUUAAUUGUUGGAGCCAGUUUACUGACACAGGUGACUAAAAGCAUCCCAGUCUACAGAGAACAGAGUGCUCAGGAGGUUGACAUGAAGAACAGUUCAAAAAUACCUUCUGGCUGUAAGGGAGUUCAGUUGCCCACACUGGACAAUCCUGAUAGAGACAUUCUAAACAGUGGGAAUAAUGUGGAUAGGCAGGCUGUGUCCACCCAGACAGAACAUGAUCCAAUCAUCCAAAUUCCUCACACCAUCCAAGAAGACGAGAAAGGUUUUGAUGAGGACCUUGCUGUAUUUUGCCCCCCACGUCUUUACUAUUGUAAUCCUGGGAAGGAGAAAACUCAAGGAGUGCAGUACAAACUGUUUAAACCAGACUCAAAGUUUGUAACACACAAAGACACAUUCUCUGAAAAUGAAAGUGACACUUCUUCAGUGAUGGACAAGUCAGUGGAACCUGCAGCCGAAAUACCAGUAGACCAUCAAGCAAGUGUUAAUCGAAAUGUCCUCGAGGAAGCCUUGAGACCGCUGCCUCUUUUAAAUGCUCUUCUUGUCGAGUUGUCUCAGUUAAAUGUCCAGAACCUACAUCAACAACAGCCAAAUCAUCCUAACUUGGCUAGGAUUUGUAGGCCUGCAUUUGCAGAGCCUUCUCAUGGCCAAGGGGGUGCAAAAAUGUCAAAAAGCAGGCCAUUGCAGGAAACCACGCAGGGAGGUAGUCAUUUAAAACAUUUAUAUUCCCCCAGAGAUGUUUCUCCCCAAAAUGUGAAGCAUGCAUCUGAAAACAACAAAAAGGAGGCUUUAACUGAGAGUAAAGCACACAGAAAAAAGUUAGUAUAUGGAACAACAAGAACAUUCAAUCUAAGGCUGCAGAAACACUCCACUGUGGUGAAACAUCGUGAGUGUAUGAUGACACACAUGCACAAUGAGCUACAGUCAAGUAAAGGGAAGACAAAAUGUCCAACCAAAAGUAAGAGCUCAGUUUCCAAAGAAAAUCUGAAGAAGACACAAAAUGUGGAAGCGGUCUCUGUAGUGCAGGACACCACACCACUGCUAAAACGUGCAGAUGAAUCUGUCUCAGAAAGUCCUAAGCAAGACAGUGAAUAUCAGCACAUUUCCAUCCCCAUACCUCGUGUGGCUUGUCAAGAUGAUGCCACAAACUACAAGCUUCCAGAAACAAACCAGGCAUGGCCUAAAUCAGAGAGCCUAAGUGAUGAAUCUUCAAGAAGUAGUAGACACAGCAGCCACAGGUCUUUACUAUCAGACUCCAGCAGAGAAGGAACCAAAGUAGAAGACUACAUAGAUGACUUUGACAGUUUUGAAGCCAGCGACGCAGACACCACCAGCAGCAGUCCUGAGCAUGCUCAAGCUGAGCCUCCGAAGGCUCCAGUUCUCCGCAGAUUCCGCAGUUCAGAGUCGGGCUCAGAAUCGGUCCGGGAGAGACCCCUUCUUCCUGCACCCAUCAGAGCUCACAGCCCCUUACACCGGGUUCUGAGAGGCACGCACAUCAUCCGAACAUUAGACUCUGCACUCAGAUUUUCCUCUGAUGAGGAAGAUAAGGAAGGAUCAGCCACUGUACACACGGUACACUCCCAGAAAGAAGCAAAGGAGGGGGGAUCUGGAGCAAAGAGUCACAUAUCAUUGAGAGGUCAAAGGAGUGAAUCCGACAAGAGCAGCAGCAACAUUCAACAAAAUGAUUCACAAUCUGAGUGCUCUGAUUCGCUAGAGGCUGAAGAAAUGGAAGACGAGCUUGGAUCUCUGGACUUGAGAAAUGAGUAUCAGCACAUAUCUGAGCUUGUGGCCUGCAAACUGCCUGGUUAUACAAUGUAAAUACAACGUAAAUACCACAUUCUAUUUUCAGGCUUCAUGGUUUUCUAGUAUUGCACAUAGUAUUGUUUGUAUCGAAGUAAUGUGUACAUUUUAAUUUUAAAUAAAUACAUUGAAUAUAGAAAACAGUUGCUCGGCUCUGUCUUUAAUUAUUGAU
Messenger RNA from Dunckerocampus dactyliophorus (ringed pipefish), 2574 nucleotides. It is a transcript of the gene map10, whose product is annotated as microtubule associated protein 10. The transcript has a single exon. Gene Ontology annotation, biological process: mitotic spindle midzone assembly; positive regulation of cytokinesis; cytoplasmic microtubule organization. The coding region runs from base 99 to 2420 and encodes 773 amino acids. Gene Ontology annotation, cellular component: centrosome; cytoplasmic microtubule; mitotic spindle pole. NCBI's taxonomy places the organism in Eukaryota, Metazoa, Chordata, Actinopteri, Syngnathiformes, Syngnathidae. The record is from RefSeq and is a predicted model, not a curated record. Gene Ontology annotation, molecular function: microtubule binding.